GCAAAUAAAACCUUUAAUCUGUAUUGGAAAUUAGUUAGAGAAGCAAAUAGAGUAUACUUUCAUUGGGUAGAAAUGGAGAUGGAUAAAAUUAUGAUUUUCAUGGUUGUUUUGGGCAGUGUGAUACAAUACGGCGGAGCUCAAAAGGUUCAUGUGGUCGGAGACAAUAUCUGUUGGUCGAUACCUCCCUCCAACGAUGCAUAUUCAAACUGGGCUUCCUUGAACAUCUUUAAAGUUGGUGACAUCUUAGAGUUCGACUUCAAGAGUGGAGAACAUAACGUGGUAGAAGUGUCAAGAGACUCAUUUGAGACGUGCACCACCAACAUUGCCAUCAACACACCCAUCACCAACGGACCGGCCCGCCUCACCCUCAACUCCACCGGCGAUCACUUCUACAUCUGCUCCUUCGAAACCCAUUGCAAGCUCGGACAGAAGCUGGCCAUAAUUGUCGUUUCUGAUGCCACACCACCGUCGGGACCUAAUAAUAGUUGUACUCCUCCGUCUCCGCCUGCUUCCCGUGCCUCCCCAACACCAUCACCAUCUGUUCCUUCCCCUUCAAACUCGACUACUGGACCGUCCGGUUCGACCGCUCCGUCGGAUGGGGCUACAGAUCCUCCCAAAUCUGAUCAUCGUUCUUCUUCAUCAGCUAUGCUGCAUGCUGG
Cuscuta epithymum is the source of this 659-nucleotide messenger RNA. The record is from the annotation of a GenBank genome assembly. Lineage: Eukaryota; Viridiplantae; Streptophyta; Magnoliopsida; Solanales; Convolvulaceae.